Molecule: messenger RNA, 3943 nt
Organism: Salvelinus sp. IW2-2015
Lineage: Eukaryota; Metazoa; Chordata; Actinopteri; Salmoniformes; Salmonidae
Source: RefSeq, a predicted model, not a curated record
CUGUGAGGCCGUGGGCAGCCUGACCACCAUCAGCUGGAAACGCUUCUCUUCAAGCACUGGAAGCACAAUGACCAUCAACAGCAAGAUGGGCAAGUUUGAGGUGUUCCCGAACGGCACUCUGUCCAUCCAGAAUGCAAACAUCAAAGACCGUGGUCAGUACCUCUGCCUGGCUGAGAACGAGCAGGGGUCGGACAAGCUCCUGGUCACCCUGUCCGUGGUGGCCUACCCCUCACGCAUCCUGGAGCCCAAGGUACGGGAGAUCAAGUCCCACUCAGGGAAGACAGUGGAGAUGAAGUGCAAGGCRGAGGGYCGCCCCACCCCUCUGGUCUCCUGGAUCCUGGCCAACCKCACCCAAGUCAGGGGCCACAACUCGGRCYCCAGAGUGUCAGUGACCCCAGAGGGCACUYUGCUCAUCAAGCAGGUKUCUGUGUAUGACCGGGGCCACUACAAGUGCAUCGCCAGUAACCCAGCAGGAGCCGACACUGCCACUGUCAGACUGCAGGUGGUGGCAGCACCUCCUGGCAUCCUGGAGGCCAAACGACAGCAGGUCCAGGCCGGUGUGGGUCAGAGCCUGUGGUUACCCUGUACCGCUCAGGGCAGCCCCCAGCCCACCGUGCACUGGGUCCUCUAUGAUGGRAYGGYGGUGCKGCCCCUGAAGCCCUCUGUGGACCCCAGGGUGUCUGUGUUCGCUAACGGGACGCUCCACCUGACCGAUACGGCCGGCACGGACAGUGGGAAGUACGAGUGCAUCGUCACCAGCUCUACAGGGUCGGAGCGCAGGGUGGUGAYGCUGACGGUGGAGAAGAAGGAKAUGGCUCCUGAGAUCGUGGAGGCAUCACACCGCAGGACAGAGCUGGCGUAUGGGGACCAGCUGAGGCUGAACUGCUCGGCCACCGGGGACCCCAAACCCAGGAUCAUCUGGAGACUGCCGUCCAAGGCUGUGGUGGACCAGUGGCACAGGAUGGGAAACCGGAUCCAGGUCCUGGACAACGGCACCCUGGUCAUUGACUCUGUGAGUGACAAGGAUGCUGGGGACUACCUGUGUGUGGCGCGCAGCAAKGUGGGAGACGACCUCCAGYUCAUGAAGGUCACUGUGUCCAUGAAGCCGGCCAAGAUCGAUCCCAAGAUGUACGGCAAGAAGCAGGUCCCCUACGGCAACGACCUGAAGGUGGACUGUAAGGCAUCUGGAACCCCAGAGCCAGAGAUCUCCUGGGGCCUGCCGGACGGCACCAUGGUCAACAGCGCCCUGCAGUCAGACAGCAGUAGUGGAGGGGGACGCGCACGGCGAUACAUCCUGUUUGAAAAUGGCACGCUCUAUCUUAAUCAGGUGGGCAUGGCGGAGGAGGGAGACUACACGUGCUACGCCGAGAAUCAGCUGGGCAAGGACGAGAUGCACGUCCACAUCACCGUGGUGACGGCAGCGCCACGAAUACGUACGCCCAGCCGGACCUACGCCCAGGUGAAGCCUGGUGGCAAAAUCCGCUUUGACUGCGAAGCCACGGGCGAGCCCAAGCCCAAAAUCCUGUGGAUGCUCCCUACUAACGACAUGAUCGCAGCCUCCAACGAACGCUAUCUGAUGCACGUCAACGGCUCCCUGGACAUCCAGGAUGUUAAGCUGGUGGAUGCUGGGGAGUACKUGUGCAUGGCUCGYAACACCGCCGGGGAUGACAGCAAAGUUUACAAGAUGGAUAUCGAUGGCAACCCUCCGGUGAUCAACGGCAACUCCCAGAACAGGAUCGUGGUGAAAGACACGGCCACCAAAUACUCCAGGAAGUUCAUAGACUGCAAGGCCACUGGAGACCCGCUUCCCAAGAUCACCUGGAUCAUGCCAGAUAACAUCUUCCUGAACGCUCCGUACUUCGGCAGCAGGAUCAACGUCCAUCACAAUGGAACGCUCGAGUUCCGGAACGUCCGKCCGACAGACAUGGCGGAGUUCAUCUGCAUGGCGAGGAAUGACGGAGGAGAGGCAGUGAUGGUGGUGCAGCUGGAGGUCACUGACAUGCUCCGAAGGCCUAUCUUCAAGAACCCCUUCAACGAGAGAGUAAUGACCCGUAUGGGGAAGACCACGGUCCUGAACUGUUCUGCAGAUGGUCACCCAACACCAGAGAUCAUCUGGYUGCUACCCAACGGAACCCGCUUCAUCGGGGGCCCCAACCGGGGCUCACGCCAACACCUAGGCAACGACGGAACCUUCGUCAUCUACAACCCCAGCAAGGAGGACGCUGGGAAGUACCGCUGUGCCGCUAAGAACUCGGUGGGCUACAUUGAGAAGCUGAUAGUUCUGGAGGUGGGCCAGAAGCCUUUAAUCCUCACCAGGCCCAGAGGGAUCAUACGCAGUGUGUCUGGUGACCCUCUGUUCCUUCACUGCCUGGCUGAUGGUAGCCCCAGACCCAGGAUCUACUGGACCAUCCCUGGGGGCCACACCCUGGCCAGGCCGCAGGUCCAUGGRCGCCACCAGUUGAUGGAGAAUGGGACCCUGGUGGUCAAGGACACAACCCUCCAUGACCGGGGAAACUAYGUKUGUCGGGCGCGGAACGACGCWGGCGAGGCGGUUCUCACAGUGUCRGUCAUCAUCAUCGCCUACCCUCCCCGCAUCUCCACGGGACCCCCUCCCACCGUGACAGCGAUGGCGRCGGCGCCCAUACAGCUCAACUGUGCUGCCAUCGGGAUCCCAAAGCCAGAGAUUACCUGGGAGCUGCCUGACCGCUCUGUGCUCUCCACGGCGGGGAAAGGGCGGCCCACGGGCAGCGAGCUGCUCCACCCUCAGGGCACGCUGAUCAUCCAGAGACCCACUACAGCAGAUUCUGGCACCUACAAGUGCCUGGCCAAAAACCACCUGGGCACAGACUCACGGGUCACAUAUGUACGUGUGCUGUGAGCACCAGCGCUGACUAAAGGGGAAUAUAAAACCCCUGGACUAUAAACUCUAAACAGACACAGUAACUUCACAGUGCGUSUUAUGAUGUACAAUGUCAGGAAAGACUAUUUUCCCCAUGUGGACUUGUGAGGAGCCGGGUUUGUGGAAUAGUUUGAUCACGGUACAGCUCACAUCAAUCAACCAAGUAGCAGAACAGGAUUAUUAAGAGAAGGAGGAGGCAACGGAGGAAGGGACGGAGGAGGGGACGGAGGAGGGAACAGAGGAGGAAGCGGGGGAAAAAAGAGAAGCUGUACAGAGGAGGGUCUGUUCUUUGCCAGGAAAGUCGUUGACUAGCGAAGGUGUUAUUCUUAUUAUAACAGAGUCAGAGGUCUGGAACGCCACGGCUGGUUCUCAUUUGAGGUGUUUUUAAAAAGGGGCUAGAGGGUGGGUCUUACAAUGAGGCUACGUGUUGAGUGUUUUGACCAGACACUUUACUAUUACACUUUACUAUAAGAGAGGAAGAGAGAAACUCACUAUAUUCCCUCUGGGCACUUCCUCAAUGUUUUAUUUGUUGGGGUGUUUUUAAUGACUGAUUUGCUGCAAUGACAGAAACAUUCUAUUAUCAGAAUGCUUCUAACUAUUUUGCUUUUCAAGACACAUUUCAUAUUUCUUGUGAACAAAUUUUUUAUAAACAGGCAGUAUAUUUUAAUGAAAUCUGCCAAAUAUAAAUUUUUUAUAUACAUUUUACACUGGAUUGUCAURCAGUUUUUCAAAACAAAUGUCUCAGAUUUCUAACUGCUUAUAUUUUUUAAUUUGCCUUGUUAGUUUGUCAUGUUGUUGUCUAUCUUCCCCUCUCGUGGUUUGACAGUGCUUGUAUCAAUACAAUUACAGGAGUUUGAUUGGUGUUAAUGGCGACUUUUAUGGAGGUGAAAUGAUCACCUACACAGUAUUCAGUGGCAUCGUAUGAACUGUCACUAAAAGUAAAUGCGUUGUUGGUUUCAUGUAAUAACAUUCCUUUUGUAACUAUUAUCUACUUUGUGAAUCAAUGGUACGCGGGAGAUGAAAUUAAACCAAAGAUGCAAUGUG